Closterium sp. Naga37s-1 is the source of this 834-nucleotide messenger RNA. Lineage: Eukaryota; Viridiplantae; Streptophyta; Zygnematophyceae; Desmidiales; Closteriaceae. The record is from the annotation of a GenBank genome assembly.
AUGGUGGGUGGGCGUGGGCUCUACUGCUCGCAGAUCAAGUUCUUUGAGAAGGGCGGCUGCCAGGGCACGGAGCUUGAUAGCAUGGUCAACCUGAGCAAUACUGGGGCCAAGUUCCCCAGCAACAAGAAGGCGCUCCGCAAGUGGGCUUCAGUGGCCUCUGUUCUCUGCACCGAUGCUCCCUGUGACGCAUUGGGCUGUGAGCCUGGCGGCACCUGUGUGUUGGAUCAAAACGGCGAGCGCUACUGCAAGUGGGGUGAUGUGUUGAGGGUGAGAAUGUUUGACGUUCACUCGCUCUUCUCUCCACCCUCUCCUCUUCGCGUCAUUCCCACUCUCCUCUCUCAACAAUACUUGCCCCACUCCCGUCUCGCCCCACUCCCUCCCCUCCCGUCUCGCCCCACUCCCUCCCCUCCCCUCUCGCCCCACUCCCUCCUCUCCCCUCUCGCCCCACUCCCUCCCCUCCCCUCUCGCCCCACCCUCUCCUCUCCCCCACACGCCCCACUCUUUGUUUCACUUUUCUCGCCCUUCCAUGUCAGCGUCACAUUUAUCGCAAACCGAACAGCCAAGGAUGCGGCGUCUCGACCCCUCACCUUCCGCCUCAACCUGAAUGGCUGCACUCAGUUCCCGACUGCAGUGGCUGGGAAGGUCGAGACAAUCGGCCUGGAGCCCACCACUCCUCGUCGUCUGCAUCACUCCACUCCUCACCACCGCGGGCACCAGGGGCUCCCUCUUCGUCGCCAGCUGCGUCGUCCAGAGCUGCGGCCUCAGCCUCAUCUUCCUCAUCAGUCUCGCAAGUUUCAGCCCGCAGCUCCUGCUGCGUCUUAUCCUGGGGGUUGA